Haliotis rubra (blacklip abalone) is the source of this 2047-nucleotide messenger RNA. Its product is annotated as programmed cell death protein 4-like. The transcript has 10 exons. The record is from RefSeq and is a predicted model, not a curated record. Bases 189 to 1544 code for a protein of 451 amino acids. Gene Ontology annotation, biological process: negative regulation of DNA-templated transcription. Gene Ontology annotation, cellular component: cytosol; nucleus. Lineage: Eukaryota; Metazoa; Mollusca; Gastropoda; Lepetellida; Haliotidae.
AAACGUUUAUGCUGCUCAAUAACACUAGUUCGUAAACAGCUAACAGCGGUGGUGUGGAGUUUGUUGAAAGUGAUUAGAGCGAAAGAAAGGGAUUGUCAGCUCUUGAUUUCUGUAUUUCGCAGAAGUUCAGUCUCAAGAGGAACUGCUUAAAGAUCAAAGGGUUUCUUUAAGUGUUGCUUAGAAGAAGAAUGGCUGCCGUUAGUGUUCCUAUGCAUAAUGGAAAUAUUCAACAUGGCGAGUCUGGGGCUGAUGUCAUCGAAAACGGCAACGAGCUUCUGAAUGGAAGCGAAGUGAGUGAAGUUCCAGCGCGAAUAAUAAGGAAAGCCAAGAGGCUAAUAAGGAGAAGCCCAGCGAAGGAAAUAGGUGCAAAAGAAAUAGUGACUGUUAUUUCAGGAAUGCUAAUAAGCGUCUGCCUUUAUCAAAGAACAGUCGGAAAUCGAGAAAUGGCCGAGGUCGAGGCGAACCAAAGAAAGGAGGUGCUGGAGGAAAGGGUGUGUGGGGAACCCCAGGCUCAGAAUUGUUUGAGGACGGUAGGAUUCACGACUCCCAUGAUCCCAAUUACGAUUCGGGAUAGCCAGGGAGAUUUUAUUGUGGAAAAGAUAGACCCUGAGUUGACCCAGAGGGAGUUUGAGGCUGUGCUAGAACCUGUGUUACUUGAAUACUUCGAACAUGGAGACACGAGGGAGGUUGAGGAGGAUCUGUCUGAUUUGAAUGUUAGGAAGUAUAAACCAAAGAUCAUAGAGACUGCUGUUAGCAUGGCUCUGGAUCGUAAAGCUCAACAUAGGGAAAUGACGUCACAACUCAUAUCGGAUUUGUACAGUAAACUCUUGACGUCAACAGAUAUUUCAGGUGGUUUUGACAGUGUUCUCUCCAGGCUCUCUGACCUGACAAUAGAUUCUCCAGAAGCUCCAGUGGUUGUUGGCCAGUUCAUUGCAAGAGCUGUAGCCGAUGACUGUCUCCCGCCAAAAUACAUUACUGGAUACAAGGGCAAGGUUGAAUGUCCUCACACACGGAGUGCUCUUAACAAAGCUGACUUGUUAUUGAGCAAGAAACAUGGCAUUGUCCGUCUUGACAACAUCUGGGGAACAGGUGGUGGUCGUCCCGUUAAAUACCUCGUUAAGCAGAUGGUGAUGCUGCUGAAGGAGUACCUAGCUUCAGGAGACAUGGACGAAGCAACAAGAUGUCUGCGUGAGCUCGACGUUCCACACUUCCAUCACGAGCUUGUCUAUGAGGCCACAUUGAUAGUUCUGGAGGACUCAACUGACAGAACAAGAGACAUGAUGUGUGAACUGCUUAAAUCUUUCUCAGAGGCCAUGAUUGUCACCCCCAACCAGUUUAUUCAGGGCUUCCGCCGAGUAUAUGAUGCAAUGCCAGAUAUCUGCCUUGACGUUCCCAAUGCAUAUGUCCUCUUGGAGAAGCUGGCCAACAAGUGCCACCAGGAGGGUAUGCUGUCUACGCUGCUGCUGAAGGAGCUGCCACAGAGAGGCCGCAAACGAUUUGUGUCCGAGGGAGAUGGUGGACGAGUGAAAGAAAUCACUCCUUGAACAUGUCACCUGACAGACAUUGAUCAACAUUGGUGAAGGUCAUUCCGGAUGUUUUGCAUCUCUCUUGACUAACAUUGCCCAGGGCAUUAAUGUGCUCAUCCAUUUCCAUGGAAACCAUGUCAUAUCCAGUUCAGCCACGUCUGCAUAAUUGACAUUUCCAAAAGUUUUGAAAUUGACAUUGAAAAUGUUUUCACCAUGCUGACCCAGAUUGAUCAUUUUUGUUAUCCAUCGACUUUGUUGAUGUUAUUAUUUCUUUUUUUUUACUAAUUUACACAAACAUUUGGAUAUGAUAUAUGUUGUACGAGUGAUGUUGGCUUACUGAGUUUCUCCUUGUUACACUCGUUCGUCUGAUUGUAUAAACAUGUUUUCACCCAUAAGUACAUUAGAAUUGGUGCAUUGUUUCCACAUUUAGUAUGUCAAUACUUGUAUGGUUGCUCGAUAAUCGUGAGGGCUGAUCUAACUUAGAGGUCUCAACAAAUUGGAUUAAAUAAUUUGUUACUGCA